AUGGACUACAACAGUUCUACAUCGUCUGCUCUUUGGGCGGGCCAAUCGCCGUCUCUCGACAAGUCGAGCCAAAUCCUCAUCCGCGAAUACCCUCACCGCGCGAUCGCAAUCGCCUCGGAAUCCCACGCUCUCAUUCUUCGACAUAGUCAGAGCACAAGCGAAGCCAUUGCCAAUGGCUCUCUCGCCUCCGUUGCCUCCGCUCGUCCACGAUCCGGCAGUUUCGACAACAUGCCUUCCAAGUAUGUUCACGACGAAUUGGAUGCUGCGUCAGUAUACGGCCAACCGCUGGGCCGGAGGGACCCAAUGGAGCAUCCAUGUGUCGAGUUGCAGAAGCUUCUCAGUAACGGGACAUUCUACUACAGCACAGACUUCGACAUUACCAACCGCAUGCAGGACAGACCAGCCGAUGCCGUAACGUUUGAUAUCGACAAUUUCGACGAGUCGUUUCUGUGGAACUCAUACAUGAUCCGUCCGCUUGUGGAAUUCCGCUCCAAGCUGCAGGAACAGGAACGAGAUGCGUUGGAUGCCUCGCGGAUCCUGACGUCCGCGAUUCGAGGCUUUUGUAGAACAUGGGCCAUUCCUCAGGCCUCAGCUCCUUUGAGGGCUGCCAAGACCGGUCUCCCUUCAUACCUGACCAUCAUCUCGCGUCUGUCCUGUAAAAGGGCAGGCACAAGAUUUAACUCACGGGGCAUUGAUGACGAUGGAAAUGUUGCAAAUUUUGUGGAAACUGAGACGACGUACUGGAGCCCUUCAGGCGUUGUGUUCUCAUAUGCUCAAGUACGCGGCUCGGUUCCAGUCUUUUGGGAACAGCAAGCAGGGCUGCUCCCAAACCAGCAGAAGAUAACCAUCACACGAUCACCGGACGGAACGCAACCGGCAUUCAACAAACACUUCUCUGAUCUGGAGCAGGCAUAUGGUGCUGUCCAUGUGAUAAACCUACUCAGCGUGUCGAAGCCAGGAGAGUAUGAAUUGACGUCGUUGUACCGUGCUGGUAUUCGGAACUGCCCCCUUAGCCGGCCAGAGGAGGGACAGUCACGCGAUCAUGCUCUCCUUAGAGCUACCGAGUACGACUUCCAUGCUGAGACAAAGGGACCCCAAGGUUAUGAGGCAGCAAAUGAGAUCAGGCGUUAUCUGGAGGGCUCGGCCGACGGCUUCGCAUAUUACCUGGCCCACGAGGCGGAUGACGGCGAAGAGAGGGCGGGGUCCGAUAGUACAUCUCCGCCUGGCCAAAGCCGCUAUGUGGUCGUGCUACAACAAGAAGGUGUUUUCAGAACAAACUGUCUGGAUUGUCUCGACAGAACGAACCUUAUUCAGACGAUAGUAUCACAAAUGGCGGUAGAGACUUUCUUAGGCCAUCAAGGCGAGGGUGCUGCGUCGGACUUUUGGUCACGACAUGCCAAUCUGUGGGCUGAUAACGGUGAUGCUCUGUCCCGUAUAUAUGCCGGCACCGGUGCUUUGAAGAGUUCCUUCACUCGGUCAGGCAAAAUGUCUCUUGCCGGAGCUAUCGCCGACGUCCGCAAGUCGGCUACCCGACUAUAUGUGAAUAACUUCACGGACAAACAACGACAGAUGACCAUUGAUACACUUCUUGGCAGAAUGAUUGGUCAGGGGCCAGUUCAUCUAUAUGACCCUAUCAGUGAUUACGUGUCUAUGGAACUACAACGGCGAAGCAACGAGUUCUCCACAAAUGAAAAGAUUCGGAUUUUAAUCGGAACUUUCAACCUGAACGGCAAGACCGACGGUAUCGACGAAGACUUGUCGUCUUGGCUUUGUCCCUCCGAACUGGGCAAUGCUCAACCCGAAAUUGUUGCGAUCGGGUUCCAAGAAAUCGUCGAACUUAAUCCGCAGCAGAUUAUGAACAGUGAUCCAACGAGAAAGCAGUUGUGGGAACGUGCGAUAAAGGCUACUCUGGAUCGACACUACAACAGAGCUGAUGAUGAGAAAUACGUGUUGUUGAGAAGUGGCCAGCUCGUGGGUGCCGCAUUGUGCAUUUUCGUCAAGGCCUCUGCUCUCCAAAACAUCAAAAAUGUCGAAGGCAGUGUCAAAAAGACAGGUCUUUCGGGCAUGGCCGGAAACAAAGGAGCUGUUGCGAUCAGGCUUGAUUAUGCAAACACACCGAUAUGCUUCGUGACAGCCCAUCUUGCUGCCGGUUUUACCAACUACGAGGAGCGCAAUAGAGAUUAUACCACCAUCAAUCACGGCCUCCGAUUCCAAAGAAAUAGAGGGAUUGACGAUCAUGACCACCGGCCAGUAUAUGCCGUCUUCGAAUGCACCGUCAACAUUGUGAACGAGAGAAUUCGCAACAAGAUCAGUCGUGAGAUAUAUGAACGCAGGAAAGCAGAUAUUGGCGGCGACAUGACCAACUUGGCUGGGGAUCAGUCCGACGACGAGGAUUUAAUUGGAUACGAUGCCAUCGAGCCUGGCCUCCCCCCAGCCAGCUCCGAUCGACAGAAAUGGUGGUUAGAGAAUGGCAAGAUGCCCCGAUCAGCCAUCCAACCACCAAAACCCGAGAGCCCCGCCUUCCAGACUAUUCUAAAUCCCAAAAGGCCAGCCAACCCUUACAUGCCCACUGACGAACCUGACUGGGUCAAUAUUCCGAGAUCUGAGUCAAGACUUUCCUCCUUCUCGAGUCUCUCAACAUCACCGUUUGAACAUGUCAACCAUUCGAUGCUGCUCUCUACUUCGGCGUCAAAUUCGGCACCGAGAAGACCUCUCCCUCCUCCAUUUGAUCCAUCGAACCUUCCUGCAAAGGUUGGGCGGUUGCAACUCAACGAAGAUGGGAAGAACGGCAAGUCCGAUACUCCUCCACCACCCCCUCCUCCACGAAGGCAGACCGGUAUGGGUGCUCUAGGAUCCACAUCGGGACCUGGCAUGACCACUUCACCAGUGACUAGGAAGCUUGCAAAUACGGCAGCGACAGCAGGAGCAGGACCAACACAAGCAACAGCCACACCACCACUCCCGAUGCGCUCGAUGUCUGUAUCGUCUGAACACACCAUUAAGCAGAAAGCUGCGCCACCGGUAGCCAAGAAACCUGCCCACUUGGCAGCACUAUCAUCACCUGAGUCCAACACCUCGGCACCUGUGCCUAUCGAGGACAUGAUGACACUCAGUAAAUGGAAGCCUCUCCAGCCAGAGUGUUCUCCGAACCCGCCUCUCUCAGGAUUACGAGGAUCCUUGGCCAACGGAAGUUCCACGUCUCUAUCUUCACUCAAAGAUAGAACUGGGGAUAGCAGCGUACCGCUGCAGCCAUCUCGGGGCGUCAAUACAAGCACGGGAGUUGCGCCUCAGGCACGGUACACGCCACCUGGAGGUGUAGGUCUCGUCGGGAUGGCCGAUCUUCGGCAAAAGACACAGGUUCCAGGACGAAAGCCUGUGCCUAUGUCUGCGCUUGCGCCAGGGCCAGCACUUGUUCAGAAGGCGACGAAGCCUGAGGCGCCGCAGCCGCCUCCGCCUAGGAAAUCACAUACUGUCAAUCUUCUGGAUGAUGAUGACAGUAAUGGCAUUCAGAUGGGAGGGUGGCAGGCACUGAAACCUUCAUGAAGGAAGGACCGCACGGGUCCACAGGACUUGAACCGAGGUAAUAGGUUUUUGAAUAAGGAUUAUGUCAGUAGUUUUGAACAGCUUUUGGCUAUAGACAAAGAAGCAUGAGGCGCGCAUACAUUAUAUACGUCAAACACUUCCUAUUGCUA
Molecule: messenger RNA, 3692 nt
Organism: Neurospora tetrasperma FGSC 2508
Lineage: Eukaryota; Fungi; Ascomycota; Sordariomycetes; Sordariales; Sordariaceae
Exons: 4
Coding region: 1-3543 (1180 amino acids)
Biological process (GO): phosphatidylinositol dephosphorylation
Cellular component (GO): cytoplasm; membrane
Molecular function (GO): phosphatidylinositol-4,5-bisphosphate 5-phosphatase activity; phosphatidylinositol-3,5-bisphosphate 5-phosphatase activity
Source: RefSeq, a predicted model, not a curated record